AUGAGCGUGUGGAACUACGUCGUUACGGCUCACAAACCCACCUGCGUCAGUCACUCUUGCGUCGGAAACUUCACCAGUCCCCAGGAGCUCAAUCUCAUAAUUGCGAAAUGCACUCGAAUCGAGAUCCAUUUGCUUACUCCACAGGGACUUCAGACUAUUCUGGAUGUUCCUCUAUAUGGGAGAAUUGCAACUUUGGAAUUGUUCCGUCCCCAUGGUGAAACGCAAGAUCUUUUGUUCAUUGCAACUGAGAAAUAUAAAUUCUGUGUUCUUCAAUGGGAUUCUGAGUCUUCUGAGCUUAUUACAAGGGCAAUGGGGGAUGUUUCUGAUUCUAUAUGCCGACCAACAGACAAUGGUCAGAUUGGUAUAAUUGAUCCUGAUUGCAGAUUGAUUGGUCUCCAUUUGUAUGACGGCUUGUUCAAGGUUAUUCCAUUUGACAAUAAAGGACAGCUCAAGGAAGCAUUCAACUUAAGGCUGGAGGAGUUGCAGGUCCUAGAUAUCAAGUUUCUGUAUGGAUGCACGAAGCCAACUAUCGCAGUACUUUAUCAGGACAACAAAGAUGCUCGGCAUCUCAAAACGUAUGAAAUUUCCCUAAAGGAUAAGCAGGACGUUGUUGAAGGACCAUGGUCACAGAACAAUCUUGACUAUGGUGCUGACUUAUUGAUCCCUGUGCCUUCACCUCUGUGUGGCGUUCUUAUCAUUGGAGAAGAAACAAUUGUCUAUUGUAGUGCCAAUGCAUUCAAAGCAAUACCAAUAAGACCUUCUAUCACAAAAGCAUAUGGGAGAGUUGAUGUUGAUGGCUCUCGGUAUCUACUUGGUGACCAUGCGGGACUGAUGCACCUCCUUGUUAUAACCCACGAGAAAGAAAAGGUCACCGGCCUCAAAAUGGAGCUUCUGGGUGAAACCUCUAUUGCAUCUACCAUCUCCUAUCUUGACAAUGCUGUCGUCUAUGUUGGCUCAAGCUAUGGAGAUUCACAGCUUAUAAAGUUAAACAUGCAGCCGGAUGCAAAAGGUUCAUAUGUAGAAAUUUUAGAGAAGUAUGUCAACUUGGGGCCUAUUGUCGACUUUUGUGUAGUCGACCUUGAGAGACAGGGGCAAGGUCAGGUUGUAACUUGCUCUGGAGCACAUAAAGAUGGUUCUCUUCGCAUAGUUCGCAAUGGGAUAGGAAUAAAUGAACAGGCGUCUGUGGAACUUCAAGGUAUCAAAGGAAUGUGGUCGUUGAAAUCUUCAGUUGAUGAAGCCUUUGAUACAUUCCUUGUAGUUAGUUUUAUCAGUGAAACUCGUAUAUUAGCCAUGAAUAUAGAGGAUGAACUGGAAGAAACAGAGAUUGAGGGUUUCUUGUCACAAGUGCAGACUUUAUUUUGCCAUGAUGCUGUCCACAACCAACUUGUUCAGGUUACUUCAAAUUCUGUUAGAUUAGUCAGUUCUACAACUAGAGAGUUGCGGAAUAAAUGGGAAGCCCCAGCUGGAUUCACUGUUAAUGUUGCAACUGCAAAUGCUAGCCAGGUUCUUUUGGCGACUGGAGGUGGGCAUUUGGUCUAUCUGGAAAUUGGAGAUGGGACACUGACUGAAGUCAAGCACGAACUGUUGGAGUACGAGGUCUCUUGUCUUGAUAUAAACCCCAUUGGCGAUAAUCCUAAUUACAGUCAGUUAGCUGCAGUGGGGAUGUGGACAGAUUUAAGUGUGAGGAUCUUUGUGCUGCCGGAAUUGAAACUAAUAACUAAGGAGCAUCUAGGAGGAGAGAUAAUUCCCAGAUCUGUUCUUCUUUGUGCAUUCGAAGGGAUAUCUUACUUGCUUUGUGCUCUUGGAGAUGGUCAUCUCUUAAACUUCCAGCUGGAUACGAGUAGUGGGGAACUAAGAGACCGGAAAAAAGUAUCACUGGGGACUCAGCCUACAACGCUGCGUACAUUUUCAUCUAAAAGUGCAACGCAUGUCUUUGCCGCAUCAGAUAGACCGGCUGUUAUAUACAGCAAGAACAAGAAGCUGAUAUACAGCAACGUGAAUUUGAAAGAAGUUAGUCAUAUGUGUCCUUUCAACUCUGCUGCUUUUCCAGACAGCCUAGCAAUUGCCAGAGAAGGCGAGCUUACUAUUGGCACCAUCGAUGAAAUUCAGAAGCUUCACAUACGCACUAUUCCUGUUGGGGAGCACGUUCGUCGUAUUUGCCAUCAGGAACAAACAGGAACAUUUGCUAUCUGCAGUUUGAGAAACCAACCGAGUGCAGAAGAAUCUGAAAUGCAUUUUGUCCAUCUGUUGGAUGACAAAAAUUUUAGCUUCUUGUCGACGUACCCUUUGGAUGCCUUUGAAUACGGUUGCUCCAUAAUGAGCUGCUCGUUUACAGAUGACAAAAAUGUAUACUACUGUGUCGGUACAUCAUAUGUUUUGCCUGAGGAAAGUGAACCAACUAAGGGAAGGAUACUUGUGUUUUUAGUCGAGGAAGGAAGAUUGCAGCUGAUCACAGAGAAGGAGACAAAGGGAUCUGUUUAUUCACUUAAUGCCUUCAAUGGCAAACUUCUUGCUGCUAUUAAUCAGAAAAUUCAGUUGUAUAAGUGGAUGUUGCGAGAUGAUGGCACUCGUGAGUUCCAGUCUGAAUGUGGUCAUCAUGGCCACAUUCUAGCUCUCUAUGUGCAGACCCGUGGAGACUUCAUUAUUGUUGGUGACCUCAUGAAAUCAAUCUCCUUACUGAUCUACAAGCACGAGGAAGGUGAGAUCGUGGAGAGAGCUCGGGAUUACGACGCAAAAUGGAUGACAGCAGUUGAGAUACUUGACGAUGACACAUACCUCGGCGCUGACAAUUGCUUCAACUUAUUCACAGUAAAGAAGAACUGCGAAUCCACCGCAGAUGAAGAACGGUCUCCUAUGGAGGUGGUUGGUGAGUAUCACGUCGGAGAAUUUGUGAACCGGUUCCGCCACGGCUCUCUUGUUAUGAGGCUGCCUGACUCAGAGACUGGUCAGAUACCGACUGUCAUAUUUGGUACCGUCGAUGGUGUGAUCGGAGUGAUAGCUUCACUGCCUCAACAACAGUACGCGUUUCUGGAGAAACUACAGACGAGCCUGAGGAAAGUGAUUAAAGGAGUUGGUGGGUUGAGCCACGAGCAAUGGAGAUCGUUCAACCACGAUAGAAGAAGUGCGGAAGCGAAGGGUUUCUUGGAUGGAGAUCUGAUUGAAUCGUUCUUGGAUCUUAGCAGGAGUAAGAUGGAAGAGAUCUCUAAAGCCAUGGAUGUUCAAGUUGAAGAGUUGUGCAAGAGAGUUGAGGAACUCACUAGGCUUCACUGA
This is a messenger RNA of Microthlaspi erraticum, 3270 nucleotides long. The record is from the annotation of a GenBank genome assembly. NCBI's taxonomy places the organism in Eukaryota, Viridiplantae, Streptophyta, Magnoliopsida, Brassicales, Brassicaceae.